GAAGUGCUCCUGCACUGGGAAGAGGCUAAGCACAGAAGAAGGAAGGACAGCACAGCUGACAGUCGUGCUCAGGAAGCUUCUGGAUCCUAGGCUCAUCUCCACAGAGGAGAACACACAGGCAGCAGAAACCAUGGGGCCCCUCUCAGCCCCUCCCUGCACACAGCGCAUCACCUGGAAGGGGCUCCUGCUCACAGCAUCACUUUUAAACUUCUGGAACAUGCGCACCACUGCCCAAGUCAUGAUUGAAGCCCAGCCACCCAAAGUUUCCAAGGGGAAGGAUGUUCUUCUACUUGUCCACAAUUUGCCCCAGAAUCUUGCUGGCUACACCUGGUACAAAGGGCAAAUGAGGGACCUCGACCAUUACAUUACAUCAUAUGUAGCAGAUGGUCAAAUAAUUAUAUAUGGGCCUGCAUACAGUGGACGAGAAACAGUAUAUUCCAAUGCAUCCCUGCUGAUCCAGAAUGUCACCCGGGAGGACGCAGGAUCCUACACCUUACACAUCAUAAAGCGAGGUGAUGGGACUAGAGGAGUAACUGGAAAUUUCACCUUCACCGUAUAUGUGGAGACUCCCAAGCCCUCCAUCUCCAGCAGCAACUUAAACCCCAGGGAGGCCAUGGACACUGUGAUCUUAACCUGUGAUCCUGAGACUCCGGACGCAAGGUACCUGUGGUGGAUGAAUGGUCAGAACCUCCCUAUGACUCACAGGUUGCAGCUGUCCGAAACCAACAGGACCCUCUUUCUAUUUGGUGUCACAAAGUAUACUGCAGGACCCUAUGAAUGUGAAAUACGGAACUCAGUAAGUGCCAGCCGCAGUGACCCAGUCACCCUGAAUCUCCUCCAUGGUCCAGACCUCCCCAGAAUUUACCCUCCAUUCACCUAUUACCAUUCAGGAGAAAACCUCUACUUGUCCUGCUUCGCGGAAUCUAACCCACCGGCAGAGUAUUCUUGGACAAUUAAUGGGAAGUUUCAGCUAUCAGGACAAAGUCUCUUUAUCCCCCAAAUUACUACAAAGCAUAGCGGGCUCUAUGCUUGCUCUGUUCGUAACUCAGCCACUGGCAAGGAAAGCUCCACAUCCUUGACAGUCCAAGUCUCUGCUUCUCCAGCAAUAGGACUUCUUUCUUUCUUUAAUCCAAGACAGCAGCCGUGAUGUCAUUUCUGUAUUUCAGGAAGACUGGCAGAUGCUUUGAUUCUUCCUCAAGGUGUUUACAAUCAGCUACAGUCCAAAAUUGCUUUUUCUUCAAGGAGAUUUAUGGAAAAGACUAUGACAAGGACUCUUGAAUACAAGUUCCUGAUAAUUUCAAGAUCAUACCACUGGAUUCAGAACUUUCAAAAUUUUAAUGAACAGGCUGAUACCUUCAUGAAAUUCAAGACAAAGAAGGAAAAAACUCAAAGUUAUUGGACUAAAUAAUCAAAAGGAUAAUGUUUUUAUAAUUUUCAACUUGAAAAUGUGCUGAUUCUUUGAAUGUUUUAUUCUCCAGAUAUAUGAACUUUUUUUCUUGAGCAAUCGGUAAAGUAUACUUUUGUAAACAAAAAUUGAAACAUUUGCUUUUGCUCUCUAUCUGAGUGCCCCAGAAUUGGGAAACUAUUCAUGAGUAUUCAUAUGUUUAUGGUAAUAAAGUUAUUUGCACAAGUA
Molecule: messenger RNA, 1633 nt
Organism: Pongo pygmaeus (Bornean orangutan)
Lineage: Eukaryota; Metazoa; Chordata; Mammalia; Primates; Hominidae
Product: pregnancy-specific beta-1-glycoprotein 2
Exons: 6
Coding region: 131-1147 (338 amino acids)
Source: RefSeq, a predicted model, not a curated record